UUUUUUUUUUUUUUUACGUCAAUUAAUUUUUUUAAAUUGAACAAGAAAAAAAAUAAACAAAUUUUAAAAAUUUUUUAGUGCUAAUAAUUAUAAUAAUACAAUGAUUAAUUGUUGUUAAUAUGAUGAAAAAAAAAUUCAUGAUAUCAAGGUAUAUUAUAACAGCUACAUGAAAUUAUUUAUUAAUUGUAAUUGUUUGUGAUUUACAGGUUGUUUGCGCUGAAUGUAACAUACGAGCCAUUUAUGUAUUUGUCAGUACCAUUACCACAUGCUAUGGAACGUCAAUUAACUGUAACAUAUGUACCAGCAUCAAUUGAACCAGCAACAAAAUGUGUUUUAUCAUUAAACAAACAAUCACGUGUUGUUAAAAUGAAAGAAGAACUUAUUAAAUUACUUGGUAUUGAUGAUGUAUCAAUAAACAAUAUUGCAUUUGCUGAAGUUUUAGAAGAUCAUAUCGCAACAAGAAUAUUGGAUGACAAUAUGCAAUUGAGACAUGUUGAUGAUACAAAUAGAACAAUAUAUGCAUUUGAAUUACCUGAACCACCAGCUGAAUCAACUACAACAACACCUGAUGCUACUAGUAAUGAUCGUUUAACAGAUACUGAUUUAACAAAAAAUAAUACAAAUGAUUAUGUUGAAAUUGGACCAUGUAUUGUAUGCCUUGAAGAAUUGGAUGGUGACUUGAGUAGACAUGAUGAAAAUAAUUGUAAAUUUGUUGUUUGUGAUAAUUGUAUUGAGGGAUAUUUUAAAGUAUCACGUGAUUGUCCAUGUUGUCCACGUAAAGUUGAUAGAACGUCAUUUACAAAAAUUGAUCCAACUAGAAGACCACGAGUGAAUGAUUAUGUUGAAAUUGGACCAUGUAUUAUAUGCCUUGAAGAAUUGGAUGGUGACUUGAGUAGACAUGAUGAAAAUAAUUGUAAAUUUGUUGUUUGUGAUAAUUGUAUUAAGGGAUAUUUUACAAGAUCACGUGAAUGUCCAUGUUGUGCACGUAAAGUUGAUAGUACGUCAUUUACAAAAAUUGAUCAAACUGGAAGACCAUGACCAGCAAUUGGAAUAUUAAAUGUACCACUUGUAUUACGUCAUGAUACGACUGAUGAAGCACCAAAUAAUUGUGAAGGAACUAAAUUAUUUGGUAAUCCACAUCUUGUUAAAUUACCAUUACGUAUUAAUGCCAAAGAUUUACAUGAUGUUAUUAAAAAAAUUGUACAAGAUAAUGAAUAUACCAUUCAUUAUGUUGAUGGACAGGAACAUCACUGUUCUUGAUGCAGGGACAUUGCCUUUUUGAAUAAUAAAAGCCAUCUAGUAGAAGUAUCUAGAGUAUGUUUGAAACUUCAAGCUAUUGCUAAAAUUAUAAAUAUAAUUAUUGUUUAAAAUGAAUAAAUAAAUUGAAAUUAACUCUAUCAAGAAAAAAGAAAUUCAAAACUAGUUAUUCGAUUUAUUUGUACAUUAUUUAAUAAAAAUAAUAAAAAUUGUCUGUAAAUAAAUUAAAAGCAACUUAAUAUUUUUAUUAAAUUAAAUUUUUUACAAUUACAUUUUUUAAAAUUGUAUUUAAAUAAUAAAUACAAAAUGGAAAAUAUUUUAUGCAAUCGACCAUUUAUUGCUACUAGCAAUUUUCCAAAGACUUGAUAAAUUAUUAAAUGAACCAGACUCAAUUGAUUCACCAGUAAAUUCAAAGACAAAAGAUUUUUCAAAUCGAAAAAAAUAUUUUUUUAUAAAGCUUUUGAUAAGACAAUUAAUAAUUAAUUUAUCCUGUUUCUUUCAAUGGAAAUUCUGAAAUAUUUAAUUUGUAAUUAUUACUAAUUAAUAAACAACGAAAUUUUAAUUAAUAAAAAAAUUGUGGAAUAAA
Aphidius gifuensis is the source of this 1843-nucleotide messenger RNA. RefSeq lists its product as uncharacterized. The record is from RefSeq and is a predicted model, not a curated record. Bases 241 to 1038 code for a protein of 265 amino acids. The transcript has 4 exons. Lineage: Eukaryota; Metazoa; Arthropoda; Insecta; Hymenoptera; Braconidae.